Molecule: messenger RNA, 1608 nt
Organism: Zymoseptoria tritici IPO323
Lineage: Eukaryota; Fungi; Ascomycota; Dothideomycetes; Mycosphaerellales; Mycosphaerellaceae
Exons: 4
Coding region: 1-1608 (535 amino acids)
Source: RefSeq, a predicted model, not a curated record
AUGGUCAGCCCACGACGCAGUAGAUGGAGCCAGACCCGCGGAUGUUGGAUGUUUUGGGACUCAGAACGGAAGCAGGAGUACUCCUACAAUCCUCGGUCGGACAAAUUGGAGUAUCCGGACCGGACCCGUCCAAGGACUUUUCCAAAGGCCGACUACAAUUAUCCACCGCCGGAGCCGCAGCAAGGAUCGUCUUCAUCCGAACAGCCCAAUCUCCACCUACCGGGGGUGCUGACUACGUGUCGGGACAUCGAAGAGGGUCAAGUGGGAACGCUCCGCUUCCUGGCUUUCGAGGAGCUGUACCUACGGCCUCACGGCGGCCUGAACAACCCAAUGCUUAUCCGCAGUAUGGUCAAAGUCCUCCGCAGCAGUAUGGCCAAAGCCCUCCUCAGCACGCGUCGCUCUACGCAGGAUCCGGGCCCCAGCAGGAGUCCAGAAACUUCAUCCGGAGCACGCGAUGAGGACUCACUGGCACAGCGAAUGGAACAGACCAGUAUACAAGGACCCAGUGCUGGAGAUUUUGACCCGAGGAGCGUUCUGAUCUACAACGAGAAGCUCAGAAGGACGGCCAUGGUUCCAGCUGCCCAGCAAGAGCUUGCGGUGCUAUUCCCGGAUUACGUCCUCAGACCUCGCCGUUUCUUCGUUUUUGGCAGGGUCUUCAUGGUUCUUUGGGCCGAACCCGCGGGAGAGAACGCGACCACGAAUGUGCCGUCAAUUGAACGACCAGAUGCGUCUUUAAUACCGAGCCGAUUCAAGGGUGAGAUGGUUUAUUCCAAGGUCCGCCGAUUCGUGGUUAUUCGUGAAGCUGGAGACCAUUGCAACGUCAUACCCAUCGUAAGCUAUGGUGGGCAGGGCGUUGGCAAACGCGGCGUAACAAAGUCGGAUCAUUCCAUCAUCCACACAACAACAAAGCCGCCGCGCGAGAUGUCAGGAGAGACGCCGGCGCCGCGCGAGGAAGGAAUGCGCAGCCCCAUCAGAGUCACGCCGGACAAUCCGGUCACCAAUAGACUCGACGAGCAGAGUCGCCUGAAUUACUCGAAAGUGAGCAGCAUUCCGCACAACGUCAAGGUCAAGCCGGUCGGAGUAGUACAUCCGGGCAGCAUGCGCGCGCUGAGAAGCAACUUCUAUGGCGUCUGGGGGGGUCAUGGUGGCCACGAUGAACCCAGCUCCGACUCAUCCGACUCGGACGAUGAUCCCAAAGGCAAGAAACCGGCACGUGCCACGACACGAUCAAAAAGGAAGGGCAAGGAGGCUGUCGAAGUCAGCAAAGGGUCGAGCUCAAAAGGCAAGGAGGCCGUGAGAGGUAGCGGAAAACACAAGAGCCAGAGCGCUGCCCAGGCUAUUCCGCGGGAAGCAUCAGGUCAAUCAGCCUAUACCCCCUCUACGAUCGAUCCAAAGCCGGCAAUGUGGGCUCGAAACGGAGUCGAGGGAUUGUUGGCACAGGGUCAAAGCAUGGAGCAGGCCGUGAACACGCUGGCUCGCAGCUUGCAGAGAUCGACGCCUGGCACCACCUUGGAAUCCGCAAUACGCAGUAUCCACCAACUCCUCGCGCAGUCGAACACGAUCCUCGCCCAGCGGCAGGAAGAGUCCUCCGACGAGUCAGAAAGAUGA